GGGGGCUUGGGACCCCCGAAAGGCGGACGGAGAAGAGGACAGCCCCGGGGAGACCGUGGCGAUCGCCCCGGAUGGUGGGGACGGGCCCGGGGAGCAGAUUUCCUCAUGCGCUCUUCGCUUCGGUGGAAAGUUCAAGAUGGGAGUGAAGGACCAAGGCCUGGUCUAUCUCCUCACCGGGGGCUGCGGCUUCCUCGGGGGGCACCUGGUCAAGAUCUUGCUGGAGAAGGAGCCCAGCCUGAAGGAACUGCGGGUGUUUGACCUGAAUCCAGAUCCUCAAAUGGAAGCGCUGAGUACAGGGAGGGUACGGGUGACCCUGAUCCCGGGGGACGUGACCCGCUCGGAAGAGGUGGCGGCCGCAGUGGCGGGAGCCGACGUCGUGAUCCACACCGCCGGCCUGGUGGACGUGUGGGGGAGAGUGCCCACCGAGCGGAUCUUCUCGGUCAACGUUCAGGGGACUCAGAACGUGAUCGAUGCCUGCGUGGAGACGGGGACCCGCUACCUGGUCUACACCAGCAGCAUGGAGGUGGUGGGACCCAACAGCAAGGGGGAUCCGUUCAUCAGGGGCAACGAGGACUCUUCCUAUGAGGCGGUCCACAAAGAAAGCUAUCCCAUCAGUAAAAGCCAGGCCGAGCGGAUGGUCCUAGAGGCCAACGGGAGAAUGGUCCGGGGCGGACUGCCCCUCGUGACCUGUGCCCUGCGCCCCAUGGGCAUCUACGGCGAGAAGCACCAGCUGAUGCUGGAUUUGUACCACUCUAGCCUGCUCACAGGCAAGCGCCUGUUCAGGCUGAUCCCCACGACCGUGGAGCACGGGCGGGUGUACGUGGGUAACGUGGCCUGGAUGCACCUCCUGGCUGCCCGGGAGAUCCAGUCUCAGCCCCAGGUCCUGGGCGGGGAGGUCUACUACUGCUACGACGCCUCGCCCUACAAAAGCUACGAGGACUUCAACAUGGAGAUCUUUGGGCCCUGCGGGAUCCGGAUGGUGGGCUCUCGGCCCCUGGUUCCCUACUUCGUGCUCUACUUGCUGGCCACCCUCAACACCCUCCUGCAGUGGCUGCUGCGGCCCCUGGUGGCCUACGCCCCUCUUCUGAACCCCUACACCCUGCUCGUCUCCCACACCCCCUUCACCGUCUGCACGGACAAGGCCCAGCGCCACUUCGGCUACUCGCCGCUAUACAGCUGGGAGGAGAGCCGGAGCCGCUGCGUGGCCUGGCUGCGGAAGCAGAUGAGUGAGACCGGCGGAGGAGGUGGAGCCGGGGGAGAAGCCGGGCUGUCUCGGAGCUGGGGUUCCGGCGUUGAGACUCCGGGGUGCCCGGGGUCCGCGGCCUCCGGAGCCAGUGUUUCCCCACUGGGGUUCCAGACCAGGGCCUGAGCUCUGCCGGGGGCCUUGCUGGGUUCUGGACACCCCGCCGCCCCAACCCCGCAAAGUGUCUCAUCCAGUCUCCAGGAUGUUCCCGACUCGCCCUUUUAUGAUCCAGAGGACCCUCCAUCUCUUAGUCAUUCUCUCGUCCCCCGGGCAUUCCAAGCCCAGUAUCUUCCUGACCCUCCUAGGGCUCGGCCUCCGGCCCGGCCUGGCCCAUCCCGCAGCCCUCACCCCCCUUUCUCCUUCCUCCUUCCAUCAGCGAUACCAGGGUUCCCUCACUGUCCCGGCCACCGUCUUUCCACCUGGGCUCUUGGCGUCUCUCCUGUCUCUCUCUCCCCAGGCUCAUUAGAGAUUUUAUGAUUUA
This is a messenger RNA of Ornithorhynchus anatinus (platypus), 1724 nucleotides long. RefSeq names its product hydroxy-delta-5-steroid dehydrogenase, 3 beta- and steroid delta-isomerase 7 (gene HSD3B7). The record is from RefSeq and is a predicted model, not a curated record. Lineage: Eukaryota; Metazoa; Chordata; Mammalia; Monotremata; Ornithorhynchidae. Gene Ontology annotation, biological process: steroid biosynthetic process. Gene Ontology annotation, molecular function: 3-beta-hydroxy-Delta5-steroid dehydrogenase (NAD+) activity. The transcript is spliced from 8 exons. Bases 137 to 1369 code for a protein of 410 amino acids.